GUAUAUAAAUGGCGGGAAUCGUGAGAUUUGUGGUAGAAAUCAGUGACUGUUGACAUAAUUUGAGUUAGUAUAAAUUAGAAUCUAUGGAGGACGAAGUAUUUACGAUUUAAGGUUUUCACGGCGGUGCGCCCGAAGUAUUUAUUUAGUAUGGUAUUACUUGGAAGUAGAAUGAGAGAAAAUUGUUAAAAUAUGGCAGGUGACUCUACGUAUGUUAUAACGCCGCCUUUAUCACCUCAGGGAGUUCGGAGUGGUAAUGUCAGUUUUGAAAAUGUUGGCAGUGUCCAGUUUCACUGGUUCACGUGUGCGGGAGAAGGAAGUUCAAGAGAUAUGAGACUUCAGCUAGAUGGUUAUAUAAUGAAGGGAGAAAUGAAUGUUAUUGCAGAUUACACUAGUGUGUGGGAACAAGUAAAGAAUCCAAUAAUUCUUUUUGGCAGAAAUUUUGAUCAGGACUCAGCUUUGCUUUUCCAUUCCAAAUUGCUGUUUCAAAUAGCAAGGAAAGAUGUGAUGAUCUUGGAUUCAGCAUCAAGACUAAGUUCUCAUUUACCCAGUAACGUUUCAACUUCUUUGCAGUCUGACUUAAAUUACUAUAUGCACCUCAGGAAGCAGAUAUGUGAGCUUAUGGCGUACACUCGCUGUUACAUUGCAAGAGUUCUCAGUAAUGAGAAUAGUGUCUGGUUGCUGGAUAAUUUGAUCCCAUCACUUUCUGGCCACCUCUUUGCAUUGAGACUCUUGCUACGCAGCCUGAGGGACCUGCCAGAUUACAUUGUUGCUCAUUCAGCAAAUUCCCAUGGCAACAAGUGCUCACAAGCUUCUUACCACCUUUUCCACCUGCAUCUUGACCUGCGCUGGUACCACCUUACAAUAUUGCAUCAACUGGUGAAGUGUCGAAGUUUGUACAUAAUGCUGGAUGAUUCUCAGCAGAACAGUGAAGAUAACAAACUAGUUGACUGGAAAAUGCUAGAAGAACAAGUUUUACUUCUGCUGUCAGAUCUCGUAGCAGUCGGAAUUGACAGGUUUGAAAGGAUGGCGCUGAGUGCAACGCUGAAGAAAACUCCUUUCAGUUGUACGUGUGUUAGGGAACUGUGGCUAAUGCUUCAAUUGUAUCUUGGCAGACUCCAUCAUACGGAACAUGGGAAAUCUUUUUGGACAUAUCUGAACCAAAUCUUGAAUGUUGUACUGGGGAAGAAACCUCCAAGUGAUGUGUCGGCCCAAAACUGUUCUGUACUAAGACUACCAGACACUUAUGCAUGUUCGGAUCGAGUCAGCUUCAGUCUUUGGCUGCUUGUCCAUUUAGCGCAGUUGAGUGGCUACACAGAAGAGGGACGCUACGUUGGAACUGGCAGCGGAAGGGUGGAGAGCAACUUCCCUCAACUGGAAGCAGUUCUCAAGGUCUGUGUGGCAACGGAUAACAAUGUGACUGAGCCGCAGCUGAGGGUCAUCGUCCGACUGGUGACUAUACUUGUAACGGAGUGGUGGGAGGCAAGAAGUGAGCCUGUUAUGAUUCUGUGGGAGUAUUAUCAUCGUCGGCUCAACAGCGCCUUUUUUGUACCUGGUGCUCUGCCAGACACGAUGGCAGUCAUGAGUAAAACAGGUGCAGGAUUAUUGCAGCAGGUGAAGACUCGGUUGGAAGUUACCGCAGCGCCGGACGAGGACAGUUUCUGUCUUUUCCUACGUUUACUUGGAAAGCACCUCGUUUGCUGUUUGACGCACAACCAGCAGCGGCACUGGCAGCAGAUGAAGGGUCGCAUCUACUCCAAGUUCCCCUCCACCAAACUUCUUGCCCUUACUGAGUUGGGCCUCUACCAUUUUGUUUCUUUGUUUCUUACUUUGGCUGUGACUGUGGAUUUGCAGGAAGUGGGUAAGAAACUUCAAGAUCUACUAAGCCUGUUGCCCAUAGAAUCACUUGACCUGAAUCGUCAGCUUGUGAAUAUGAAGGCCAAUUUUGCUCUAAUGCAACUGUAUAUUGAAAGAGGGUUGGACAUCGCAGACAUAUCAUCUCCGCUGCAGUCGAUUGUCUCGGAAUUGUGCACUCACAAAACUGCAAGCACGAUGGUGCUCAUGAGAACAUUUGUUGAAGGCAUUCAAGAUAUAAUUGGUUUGAAUCAGUUCUUGAAUCUGUCUGAACACUCACUUAUAGGUGGCUGGAUAACACAUUACUUGUCAAGAAAUGGCUUGGUCUCAGAUUCUUAUCGACUUCUGGAUACAAUUGUCUCCAUUUUAACAAAGUUACGCCAGUCUCUGAAUUGCAUUAUGGAUGAGGAUUCUGCUGACUGCAGCCAGCCAAGAAAGAUGGCAGAAGCGUUGGUGCAGCACGUUUUGCCGUACAUACAGGCUCAGUGUUCAAACGCUAUCGCUCAGCCUCCAUUUCAAGUAGCAGACUUAGCAGCAAGUUUCACUCUUCUGUCACUGGAGCAGCCAGACUUCUGGACUCACUCAUUUGACCAGCUGUUCAUGUCCUUUGUGAGCUCAGAGAAGAUGAACGUCAAGUUACUGAAGCGUUACUUGUGUCUGGUUUUGCAGGAGGAAGCUGUUAUGAGAAUUGUGAUUGAUCCAUCGAAGAACUAUGAAAGCAUUGUAGUUCAAGCUUGGGUCAGGUGUUGUAUAUUAUCUGUUAAUGAAUCAUCAGGGGAUAUGUUAGAUUUAUCAAGAAUUAUUGAGCAACUGCCUGCAAUUCAGGAUCUGUGUCAAACAUCAGCAGUCAGUCUGUCCAACGCAGACGAUCCCCUUUUCACGUUUAUCGAACUAGUGGGGCUCAGGUACCAGAGUCUGCAGGAUAUCCACAGGAAGGUAGCAUUCCACGAGAAAUGUGGCCUGUACUUCAUGCAGGUUGACAAGUGUGUGAGCUCUGUGGUCAGUUGUGCGACAUCAAGCAGUGAACUUGUCAGUAGGACCUACACGUCUGCUGCCUGCCUGGUGCGUCACUGUGGGCACAUUCUAUAUACCAAGUCAAAACCGAACUGCUUGUUGCCAUCAAUUGUUAAUCUUCUGCUUCUACCACAUGCCAUUUACAAGCCAGAAACCCAGUUACAUCCUUUCAUAGCCUCAGCAAUAAGAAAGACAUUACAUCAGUUUAUUUUUGGGAUAUCCAAGUUGAACCCAAAGCAAGACGAUUUUAUAGCUCGGAUAUUAAGGGACAUUGUCGCUCAGUACUUACCGAGACUAGUGGCCAAAACUGGAAGUGGUGUAAAUAUCCAAGGAGCCUUUACAACUCACCCUCUUUUAAAGUGUUUUACGGUCUGCGAGAAACCAGAAAUUUGGAGGUUUGUUCUGGAAUCCUUGUCGGACAGAUUCUUCACUCGCAGAGGGAGUGUGCCGCAUGAACACGCUGUAUUGGCAUUGGGAUUUUUGACGGACUUGAUCACUUUGAAAAAAUUUAGUGCAGAUCUGGUGAACCUGAUUAUUAACUGUUCACUGUUGAAGAUUUUUGAACUGGCAAUGUUUGCAGAAGAGGGACAUAUUGCCAGACAGCAAGCUGUAGCAUUUAUAAGAACAAUUGCUAGUAGUGACAUCUUUAAACAGAAUGUAGAUAUGAGGGAAUCGUUUCUUUCAAUUUUUAUGAUGCUCUGCAACAAACAUCUGGCGUUUUCGUCCACCCACCUGUUCAGACUGUCGUCAUGUUUGGCUCAGCUGUGUCCUGAGCUGAUGGCGAAAUGUUUGCCACAGCUGAAAGAUGUGAUUAAAACAGUAGAACUGAGGAGAGGUGUUGGAUAUGAUCCGGGAUUGAGGAAUGGCUUGGCGAAACUUUCAGCCAGCCUUGGGAUACAGGAAACAUGAGGUGUGUCCUCCAGAUCAGCGGUACAGAAGGUUGUAAUGUUGUUAUUUCUUAAUGGCAUUGCUAAGAUGUGUUGCUACUGGUCAGUGAGUACUUGGCAUUACAACAUUAUGUACAUUUGUCAUCUUUAGUGCCAGGUGAAACAAGUCUUUGGACAGAGAUUGUGAAAAUACUUGUUUUUUCAUGUUCCUGUGGGUAACAACUUAUGAUGGACAUCCAUUUUUUUAUAUUAAAAGAGGCUUGAAGUAACGUAGUCUACAUCCCACAGUGUUAAAUUGCAUAAUAAAUAGCUCUAAUUUGUACUCUUCACCAGGUAUUAUGGUGACCAAAUAAAGAUGGAUGAGGUGGGUGGGACAUGUAGUAUACAUGGGAGAGUUGCGAAUUGCACUCAGAAUUUUGGUUGGAAAACGUCAAAAGGAACAAAGCAUUUUAGAGCCCUGGGCAUAGAUUGAAAAGUAAUAUUCAACUGGAUCUCAAUGAAAUUGGAGAUGCAGAUAUGGAUUGGAUUCAUCUGGAUCAAGAUAGGGUCCAUUGGUUGGCUGUUGUGAACUAGGUAAUGAACCUUCCGGUUUUGUAAAAGGCAUGCAAUUUCUUGACCACCUUUUCAGUGAUUGUGCUGCAUUGAGUUGGUAUGAAAAGAAUCAGACUGGAUUGUCCCAAGCUGUUGUAUCAUUUGAACAUACUAUGUUCACCUUUCUCCGCAUUGUUAUUCAGGAUUAGACACAUCUGUUUUUUGCAUCAUGACUGCAACGUCAAUUUGCAUUAGAAUGUUUUUGUGCAUGACAGACCAGUUAAGUGUGUGGAUGGGCCAUUCACCUGCAGAAACCACUCCUGCUGCUCUGUAGAUGAAAGAGCAAUGUUAAUUAUGCAACAACAAAAGUAGAAGGCAAAAACUUCCCAAGGUUACCUCCUGGAAUGUACACUCCAGCCCAAAAACAUGACUUUUAUGUCUUGCAUAAACUGUAUAGAAAUUCUUGUUGAAUGUUCUGCUUUUUAACAUUUUCUUCCAUUUAGUUUCAAUUUCUGUGGGUCACCCAAUCUGUUCUUGAUUUCUCAGUGUUUCAGUGACACCCCAAAUGAGACACUGAAUGAGAAUUUAUUUGUGCUGUUUACUGUCCAACUGCUUUUAUCAUGAGCAGUGCGUUACGCUGAGUCUGAAUUUCGGAGUGGUUAACCUUACCAGAAGUACUUGGACAAUAAAUAUAAUCUGUGGAUUGUGUUCUUCUGGGUCGUGAGGCCAUGCAGUCUUAUAGCUGGUUACCAACAUUUUCGAGGAACAUACUGCUUCUUUCAUCAGGGUGUCAAAUUGUUUUCUAUUUCACAGUUUGGUGAUCAGAUCCAUUGUCCCCAAAGGAGACAUCGUGAAUUUAAUGGUGGGGUGGGGGUGGUUUUUACCCUAAAGUUGGAGGGGAUAUCUUCCUUGGAACUGGUAACCAGUUGCAAGACAUGCUGUCACAACCCAGAAGACUGCAUUUUAUUGCCAUGGAAAUCUUAAAUGUCAUAACAAUACUUCUUUACCAAAAUUCUGCGGUGGGAUGGUACAGGACUGUAAGAAUAUUGUCCCAUAUGUUAACUAGAGGUGUGUGAUGCACUAUGAAAGACUGGGUGUUUUGCUACGGGAAGUGGAUGUGUUCAAACCCCCUCCCCCCAACUGUGAAAUGUGGAAAAUUUAUUUUUUGUGGGAGUGUCAUUUGGAUUUCAGGGCUUACUGGUAGUUGAGAUAUUGGCAUUGUUUAUCCAAUUACAUACGCCUUCACUCUGUAAUGCAAAUGGGAUGACGUGUGUUAAUGAAUGUGACAAGAUUGACAGGAGACUGUGCUGCUACUGAGCAGUGUGUGGAUGAUAAAAAAUUGGCUGCAGCGUCUCCUUACCAGCUUGUUUUGAAUAAUGUACUUAGGGUUCCAAGAACUUGUUUUGAAAGGAUAUUUUUGUUUUGUGGCAAUGUGGCCUUGAAGUUAUUUAUCUGUGGGAGGAAGUUUCACUGGAAUUAGUAAUGUUCAUCCUUUAAUUGCUUUAGAAAGCAAUAGGCGGCUCUUGUGGCUA
Messenger RNA from Zootermopsis nevadensis, 5815 nucleotides. Its product is annotated as protein MMS22-like. Lineage: Eukaryota; Metazoa; Arthropoda; Insecta; Blattodea; Termopsidae. Gene Ontology annotation, cellular component: nuclear replication fork. Gene Ontology annotation, biological process: replication fork processing; double-strand break repair via homologous recombination. The record is from RefSeq and is a predicted model, not a curated record.